CUUGGACUGGUCCCACCACCGCCUCUUCGCAGCCGUCAACCCCUCUCAGCCAUGGGCAAAUGGACACUAGGUCACCAUGACGAGGUGCUACAAUCCAAAAUGAAGAAUCUGGUAAUCGGAGCGGUACAGCGAAUCAAGCUGGAAGCCGGAGAGCCGCCCAUCAGUUACGAAACGUUUGUGGAGGGGUUGGAUGAAGGCGACUCCUUCACGGCAACACUUGUUGAAGUCCUUGUUAAGGAAAUGGCCGACCGGCGUACGCGAACCAGCCAGCUCGACCGUCGGCUCAUCUCUGAGCGCACCGCCAAGUCGCUUCGAAUGCAAGCUGCUCCACUACACGUUUAUUCCAGCCGUCGACACAACAAUCGCAAUAGGUCUGGAUACACUGUUGCCGAUCUCGUGGCCGAGAUCACAGACGAAGAGGACGAACCUACGGAUACUCGUGACUCGCAGCACGUUGACACACUGUGGGACGGUGAGGGCGCCCGUCUUAACACCGAGUUGUACGAGGCGUACGUACCCACUUCGUAUGCGGCGCCUUCAUUCGCCCCGUCUCCUCAGCUGCUGGAUAGACUGAGACACUCGGAGACUACGGGAGAUUCUGACGUAGGCGAACCGAUUGUCCUACCCGUCAGUCCGCGGUCUGUCUCCCCACCUCUACGGUCUUUGUCUCAUCGCUCGGGUUCUCGAUCACACGGCACAGGCAUUGGUGCAAGCUUGUCUCGGAGCGACUCCACACGUCGCCCAGCACGCUCACGCACUGUCGACUUCAACGAAUUCACGGCGCGUCGGCGAUCAUCCAUACGACAGACCUCGCAAGAGCAGACUCAAGUCAGAGCUGAACCGGAAGAAUCCACAGAUGGAACUUGGCGGUUCAGGCUCACCAGAGGUGGCUCACUGCGGGACGGGCAGCCUCCUCUAGCAUCACCCUCUAGUGCCCACACUCCGGCCGUUGUGCCUGCCCACCUCCUCCUCCGAGGAGAAAUUCCUCGGACACUCGACACCUCUGAAGGACACUCGGACAGCAACGCGGAUCUGCCAAGCGCUGCCUCUUCAUCGUCCAGUGGCCCGAGUUCAUCGCAGACUUGGUAUGCACUCACGACUGGCCAGUCGACCGCAGUCGACGAUACCAACACUCUCACGACACGUCGGUCGAGCAUCUCGGACAUCAACGAGGCAAGACGUCAGGUCAUUGCUCCUCGUCUCAGGCGUGGGGGUAUCCGCCCGCCCGAAACGCUGCUCUCUCGAUACGCCUCUCCGGCGGCAUUCGAAGCCAUGCCGCCCUCGCCUCCUCCACCCGACCUCCACCCUCCGCCUGCCGAUUCGAUUCUCAAUGUGCUACGACAUUCUAGACCUGAGAUGAGCGACACCAGUCGCGAGAUGCUCGCAAGCUUCUUGGGCAGGCGGGAGCAGCCCGACGGAGGGAGCACCUCACAGCUUCCCACACCUAGGUCGGUGACACCGGUUCUUGACCCGGCCGAAGCGCACGAAAAUCCUUGGUAACUGGCCAAGGGAAGAUGCUGACAUCAAAGGAUGUCGGAUCCCAUGGACGAAUCAUAGUUUAGGUCUUGUAGUCUUCAUGUUCACAUGUGCAUUGUCGCUGUCGUCCUUUUGCUUGUGUAUGUAAAAGUGCAUGCGAGUUUCGCGUACUACUCCUAUAAUGCUUUCGUAUGUUCCAUGCAAAUAUAAUCGCGGCCCCGCUUGUGAUCUU
This is a messenger RNA of Rhodofomes roseus, 1708 nucleotides long. RefSeq lists its product as uncharacterized. The transcript has 4 exons. Lineage: Eukaryota; Fungi; Basidiomycota; Agaricomycetes; Polyporales; Fomitopsidaceae. The record is from RefSeq and is a predicted model, not a curated record. The coding region runs from base 52 to 1500 and encodes 482 amino acids.